Messenger RNA from Periconia digitata, 1101 nucleotides. The record is from the annotation of a GenBank genome assembly. NCBI's taxonomy places the organism in Eukaryota, Fungi, Ascomycota, Dothideomycetes, Pleosporales, Periconiaceae.
AUGGUGCACAUCGUUUUGUUGAUCGCUAACCGGUUUGAUUCUUCAGCUGUGCCAUCCGGGCAGCAGGACUGUCCUUCAUUCAAGUGCUUACACCAAGCAGCAUCAUUAUAUCACUCCGCUACCUUCAACCAACACAUAGCACUCAUACACUCGACAAACCGUAGCAUCACAAAAUCGAAGCGAACAAAAUAUACUAUGAGAAUCCAACCGCGCAUUUCAAUCCUCGAUUUCCCAGCUGAAAUCCGUAAUCGGAUCUACCACUUCGUGUUCGUGCGCGAAAGCAUCAGAUUCAGAGUCAAGGGCCCUGCCGUUGGGGAGUGGGAUACCGAUGAAUAUGGCGACAAGAGCAAUUUCCGAGAAACUGUCAGAACCAACGCGCCGCCGCUAUAUCUCAGUCUGCUGAGGACAUGUCGCCAGAUCUACCAGGAAGCGCGCCUCGUGCCUCUCGCGGGGAACGUUUUAGACAUCAAUGACGCUACCGUGUUGGCUUCGCUGGAUCUGCUUUCUCUGGAUCAGAAAGCGGCUGUGGCUACGGUUCUUGCGCCUGUUAGUCUCGAUGCAGGGACGGGCGAUAUGAUUCCCAAUCGCACCGAGCAAUCUCUCACGCUCUUGGAACUCGUGAAGCGCUACAGCGCUAUCUUUCCCAACCUGCUUAACCUUGUGGUCGAGAGACAUUUCAGGGUCGUUUGCUAUGACGGUUCUGUAGAUGCGUGGGAAGAUUACUGCUUAACUAAUGGUUUACCGGACUUUGGCUACUCUGCUUCUCCAGAGGAUUUCAAAGCUUUUCUCCGAGAGCGUCACGAUGCCACGGCUCGGCGAAUCACUGAGACUGCGUUUAAGAACAAACCGAUGAUGAUGGAGUGGCCGGACUUGGAGGUCCAUUACAUGGAGCAUUACGACUGGGAAGGUCCAGAUCUGGUGGAAGACAUCGGGUUUAUGGAACGCUUGAAGAUGAAUCUCGAGACGUGCUUUUGCUAUAGAUGCCACGUCACGCGGGUGAAUUGGCGCGAGGAUUACACAUAUGAUGAUAAAUGCGUGUACACUUCGGAGCCGAGUUCUUAUCCUUACUACAUUGGCGAGCUUGAUUUGGGGUAUAAGUGA